Messenger RNA from Coffea eugenioides, 1339 nucleotides. Its product is annotated as protein PLANT CADMIUM RESISTANCE 6-like. The record is from RefSeq and is a predicted model, not a curated record. NCBI's taxonomy places the organism in Eukaryota, Viridiplantae, Streptophyta, Magnoliopsida, Gentianales, Rubiaceae. Bases 1 to 1191 code for a protein of 396 amino acids. The transcript is spliced from 4 exons.
AUGGGACGUCCAGAUGCAAAUUCAGGUCCUUCUCAGCGAGGUGGACAACACCAACAGCCUCAAGAAUAUCAUUUUCAGCCUGCAACUCAGAGUCCUGAAACCAUUGAUGAUGCACCUCCUCCAUUUGAAACAUCCAAUGAUGAAAUUCAUCAGGAAAAUUAUGAACAUGAGCAACCCCAGAAAGAAGAAAUUGCCGGCCAGCAAAACCAACAUGCACAAUCCCAUCCAACGCCAUCAAGAGGACCAAUGGCAUUCCCACCGCAAAACACCCAAAUGAGGUCAUCUCCAACUGGUCAUCAACCCCAAGCCUUUCCUCCACCUCAAGGCAAACCUCAAGCCUUCCCUCCAUCUCAAGAUCAUCAACCAGAAGCAUUUCCUCCAUCUCAGGGUCAUCAACUGCAGGCCUUUCCUCCACCUCAAGAUCAUCAGCCACAAGCAUUUCCACCAGUUCAAGGUCAUCAACCGCAAGCAUUUCCUCCAUCUCAGGGUCAUCAACCGCAAGCUUUUCCUCCAUCUCAGGGUCAACAACCGCAAGCUUUUCCUCCACCUCAAGGCCAGCCACAGGCAUUUCCUCCGCAACAGAGUGCAUUUCAGCAACCAAACAUGGCGCAAUUUGCACAAGCUGCAACCUUUUCUCAGCCAGCAAUGGGUGUAGGUGGACAGGUUCCAAUACAUCAGGCGAUGCCGAAUUCUCCAUUAGUUCAUCCCCAUGCUCAGGUCAUCAAUAAUACCCCUAUGACUGGCUUUCCAGUGGCUCAAGUUCUUCCUACUCAGCCUUGGAAUACAGCCUUGUUCGCGUGCAUGGAUGAUCCAACAAAUGCUCUUAUAACAGCCUGCUUUCCUUGCGUGACAUUCGGGCAAAUAGCUGAGAUUGUCGACUCUGGCCAAACCUCUUGUGGUACCAGUGGAAUGCUGUAUGGCUUGAUUGCCUGCUUCAUAGCCAUGCCAUGCUUAUUGUCAUGCACCUACAGAACAAAGCUCAGGAAUCGAUAUGGGCUAAUGGAAGCACCCGCACCUGACUGGAUGAUUCACUGCUUUUGUGAAUGGUGUGCCCUUUGUCAAGAAUACAGGGAGCUUAAAGAAAGAAAUCUUGAUCCUUCUAUUGGCUGGCUAGGAAAUGUGGCAAAAAGUCAGCAGAUGGCGCAGCUAGCAGCUAUGACGCCUCCAGCGAAGCAGACCAUGAUGGGCUAGAUCAAGUUUUCAAGUCUCAGAUUUCAAAGGAUACAAUGAAUAAUUUCUUCUUCUUCUUCUUCUUUUUUCCCUUUUCUUUUGUCUUUUAUGUGAAAUAUUGAUUUCUUUAUCUCAAUUUCAUUAUGCCAGUUGUAUUGCUUAUAAGGUG